AUGAAAAUAAUUUUAUUUUUAAUUUUAAUUAUUUUUUUAAUUAAUGAUUGCCAAGGUUUAAAAAAAGGUACAACCUUUGGAUCAGAUCCAAAUUCAGAUAGUGCGAAGUGUAAUGAUAUCAAAGAUUUAAAUGUUGCUUGGUAUUAUAAUUGGGAUAAAAAACCAACAUGUAAUGCUGGAAUUCCAGGUGUUGAAUUUAUUCCAACUAUUUGGGGCAGUGGUUCAUUACCAAUUGGUAAUUUACCAAAUGGUUCCGAAUGGUUAAUUGGAUUCAACGAGCCAAAUUACAAUAAUCAAGCAAAUUUAACACCAAAGCAAGCAGCUGAUUUAUGGCCACAAUUAGAAGCCACUGGCAGAAAAUUAGUUGCUCCAGGUGUCGCUGAUUGUGGUCAACAGUUAGGUGGUGGCUGUACUUAUUCAACAUUGGAUUGGUAUAGCCAGUUCUUGGGAAAUUGUAGCAAAUGUCGUAUUGAUGCCGUAUCACUCCAUCUCUACUAUUGCAAUGCCGAUGACAUGAUGAAUAAAAUCAAUAGCCUUUACCAAUUAACAAAGAAACCAGUUUGGUUAACUGAAUUUGCUUGUAACAGUCCCGCCAGUAAAGAAAGUGUUGUAACAUUUGCUCAAGCUUUAUUACCAAGAUUAGAAAAUUCAACCCAAGUUGGUCGUUACAGCUGGUUCAUUCCAUAUUGUGGAGGUUGUGGUGCUGGUGAUUUGUUAUAUAGUUCAUUAUAUAAUGAUCAAUCAGGUAAUAAAAAUUUAACACCAAUUGGUCAAUAUUAUUCUAAUUUCCAAAGUAAUAAUGGUGGUGGUAAUGGUAAUGGUAAUGGUAAUGGUAGCGAUAGUGGUAGUGAUGAAACUGGUUCAAGUUCAAAUUUAAUCAAAUCAACUUUAACUUUUACUUUAAUUUUAAUUUUAAUUUUAUUAUUAUUUUAA
Dictyostelium discoideum AX4 is the source of this 933-nucleotide messenger RNA. RefSeq lists its product as hypothetical. The record is from RefSeq and is a predicted model, not a curated record. NCBI's taxonomy places the organism in Eukaryota, Evosea, Eumycetozoa, Dictyosteliales, Dictyosteliaceae. The transcript has a single exon. Bases 1 to 933 code for a protein of 310 amino acids.